AUGGAUAUCAAAAAAUGCUUUGAGCCUGCAUGCCAGCAAGAAACAGAAUACUUAUGCAGAUGCACUUCUCAUGAGACAUACUGAUGCCAAAUACACUUAGAAAAGCAUUGUAAAAUGACCAACAUAAUUCAUCCUUUCGACACUAUCGCUUUAGAGCUCGUUGACAGAUCGAAAACAGCCGUUCUUGAGCUCCUUGAACAAGAAAAAUCUGUAAGAGGCGAAACGAGAAAUAAAUUAAUCGUUGCCUAUAACCAUGAUAAGAGGCUUCAAGAAUCGUUAAAUUAUUUUAACAAAGCAAUUGAAAUAAAUCCAAACUGUGCACUUUAUUAUAAAAAUAUGGGAUUUGCUAUGAAAGAAUUAGGUAGGCUUGAAGAUGCUAAAAGGUGUUUUGCGAAUGCUAUUAAAGCUGGCUCAAGGUAUGAUUCAGCAUAUAAUGGAAUGGGGGAUAUCCUGUGAAAUGAAAAAAGAUACGAAGAGGCUUAUAAUUAUUAUAACUGGGCAGCAAGCAUAAAUCCAAAUUCCUCACUUUAUUGAAGAAACGCUGGGGAUGCUUUAAAACAGUUAAACAGGAAACAAGAGUCUAAGCAAUACAUAAAUCGAGCUAUAAGCAUAGAAAAAGCUAGGAAAAAAUAA
Blepharisma stoltei is the source of this 633-nucleotide messenger RNA. Lineage: Eukaryota; Ciliophora; Heterotrichea; Heterotrichida; Blepharismidae. The record is from the annotation of a GenBank genome assembly.